AUGCCCGGGCGCAUGCGGAUGAUUGACGCGGAGACCCUUCGCGACGAGAUUCGGGAGAAUCCGAAAUCGACCCGGUGGGUGAGUAAGCGGGGCGUCGUGCGGAAGAAGCAGGGGGGUGGCAAGGGGAAGGGUGAUGCGGUUGAUGAAGGCCAGGCUCGAGAGAGGUGUGCACGGGACGGGUACGAGAGGGAGAAGCAUCGGAGAGAGAUGUCUGAGAUAGAUGCGCUUGCUUGGAAGAUGCAUGCGCGGGAGAUGUACGAGAGAGAGAAGCAUCAGGGAGAGAUGUCUGAGAUAGACGCGCUUGCUAGGAAGAUGCAUGCACGAGACAUGUACGAGAGGGAGAAGCAUCAGAGAGAGAUGUCUGAGAUAGACGCGCAUGCUAGGAAGAUGCAUGCGCGGGCGAUGCAUGACAGGCAGGUGCACACGCAGGAGUUGUAUGAGAGCGAGAAGCGUGAGAGGGAAAAGCUUGAGAGCGAAAAGCUUGAGAGAGACUUACGCGCUCGGGAGAUUCAUGCGCGAGAGAUGCACGACAAACAGACGCUUGGCCGAGAUUAUGAGAGACACAUGAAUGAGAGAGACAUGCCUGAAAUGGGGGAGGAGAAAUCACCCUCCCCUCCGACCACGGUCGCAGUUCUGACCCACACCACCACGCUGACUACGAAGACGACUACGAUCUCUCCCACCAGCCUCAUCGCGGAGCCAGACCAUCUCGUCGUCGUAGUCGUCACGAUGACGAUGAAAACGACCCGGAGGUGCUUUUCGCACCCUUUCGUCGCUUACGGCCUCCCAAUCCUUCAUUUCGCCAGCCAGCCAACCGGAACCGAGGACCAUAUGAUACGGGACUUCCGGCCCCUGACUCUCAAUCGGCGCGCCUACCUCCCAAGCCUCAGCGAUAUCAGGAAAACCCCUCAGCAGGAACAACCAGUAUGGCGUAAUGAGUGGACAUCUCUUGCUCUCGAUGUUGAUCCCAUGACAGGAGCUGGUCGGGCUUGA
Letharia lupina is the source of this 993-nucleotide messenger RNA. RefSeq lists its product as uncharacterized. The record is from RefSeq and is a predicted model, not a curated record. Bases 1 to 993 code for a protein of 330 amino acids. The transcript is spliced from 2 exons. Lineage: Eukaryota; Fungi; Ascomycota; Lecanoromycetes; Lecanorales; Parmeliaceae.